AUGCCACGCGUUGUCCACGUACUGCGCGCAGGAAGGCUCGGUUACCAAAGCUCACUGAACCUACAGCAGAUAGCUUCGAACAGCGUCCUAAACAGAUCGGAUGGCCCCGUCCGAAAUAUACUCAUCCUGACGGAACACGAUCCGGUUUACACCGUUGGCAUUCGAACCAAGGCCUAUGGGGCGGAGGAAGAGCAACGCCUGCGGGCGCUUGGCGCCGAAUUCUAUCGCACAAACCGCGGUGGACUGAUAACCUUUCACGGACCCGGCCAGUUGGUAGCCUACCCGGUGUUGAAUCUGAGAAACUUUCAACCCAGCGUUCGGUGGUAUGUUUGUCAGAUCGAAAGCACGAUUAUUGAUUUGUGCAGCAAGAUGGGCAUUCGAGCGAACAGGACGCACGAUACCGGCAUUUGGGUGCAGGACAGGAAGAUUUGUGCGAUUGGAAUUCAUGCCAGCAGAUACGUAACGACGCACGGACUGGCGCUGAACUGCAACACGGAUCUGCGUUGGUUCGAGCAUAUCGUUCCCUGUGGAAUCGAGGGAAAGGGUGUCACUUCGCUGAGUGGCGAGCUCAAGCGAGAAGUUGAUGUAGAAGAUGUGAUACCUCAGUUUCUGGGGAGCUUUCGGGAAACAUUGGAGUGUGAUCUGGUGGAAAUGGACGAGGCCGAACGUGGUGAGGUUUUGAAACGGAUUGGUCAGUGAUUGAGGCAUUCUUUUCUGUUGUGUUCUACUGUUGAAAACAUCACCGAUUUUGUGUACAGCCUCCCGAGGCGUAGUUGUAUAUAUUAAUAAUAACUAGCUUGAGGUUUCAUCCCAAAA
Messenger RNA from Toxorhynchites rutilus septentrionalis, 816 nucleotides. It is a transcript of the gene Lipt2, whose product is annotated as putative lipoyltransferase 2, mitochondrial. The transcript has a single exon. Lineage: Eukaryota; Metazoa; Arthropoda; Insecta; Diptera; Culicidae. The record is from RefSeq and is a predicted model, not a curated record. Gene Ontology annotation, cellular component: mitochondrion. Gene Ontology annotation, biological process: protein lipoylation. Gene Ontology annotation, molecular function: lipoyl(octanoyl) transferase activity. The coding region runs from base 1 to 699 and encodes 232 amino acids.